GCAGCUUUGUUGCAAAUCGGGGCUCGCCGCGCGCGGGAAAAGUGGGAGGGGAAGAGGGGGGAAAAGCAACUGCCGGAGAAGGUCCCCAACGUUCCAUCCGCGCCGGGCGGCCACGUGGCGACUCUGCCCUUUUGCGGCCGCAGCGUCCACCGACUGGCUCUGCAGCGCUAUCGGUGCCCGGCCCGGACUUUGCUCGCCCCUUCUUUCUGCCGCCCUUCUCCUUUCCUGACCUCUCGGGGGUCCCGAAGGCAAGCUGGGAUCCGUCGCCGCCCGCUUCUCCUUCCAUGGAGAACUUCCAGAAAGUGGAGAAGAUCGGGGAGGGGACCUACGGCGUGGUCUAUAAGGCCAAGAACAAAGUCACGGGCGAGGUGGUGGCGCUGAAAAAGAUCCGCCUGGACACGGAGACGGAAGGGGUUCCAAGCACAGCUAUCAGGGAGAUCUCCCUACUCAAAGAACUGAACCACCCCAACAUUGUCAAAUUGCUGGAUGUGAUCCACACAGAGAACAAGCUCUACUUGGUCUUCGAAUUUCUGAAUCAGGACCUCAAGAAGUUCAUGGAUUCUUCAACUUCCAUCAGUGGUGUAGAGUUGCCCCUUAUCAAGAGCUACCUGUUCCAGCUUCUUCAAGGCCUCGCCUUCUGCCACUCGCAUCGUGUGCUCCAUCGUGACCUCAAACCACAGAACCUGCUGAUCAAUGCUGAGGGAGCAAUAAAACUGGCUGACUUUGGGCUUGCCCGAGCAUUUGGUGUUCCAGUGAGAACCUAUACCCAUGAGGUGGUGACCCUCUGGUAUCGGGCUCCAGAAAUUUUGCUUGGUUGCAAAUAUUACUCAACAGCUGUAGACAUCUGGAGCCUGGGUUGCAUCUUUGCAGAAAUGAUUACCCGAAGAGCUCUUUUCCCAGGUGACUCCGAAAUUGACCAGCUGUUCCGCAUCUUCCGCACGCUGGGCACCCCAGAUGAGACCGUGUGGCCCGGUGUCACGUCCAUGCCUGACUACAAACCCAGCUUUCCCAAGUGGGCCCGGCAGGACUUCAGUAAGGUGGUGCCACCCCUCGAUGAGGAGGGCAGGAAACUUCUGGCACAAAUGCUGUAUUACGACCCCAAUAAGAGGAUCUCCGCCAAGACUGCGCUCAGCCACCCUUUCUUCCGUGAUGUUACCAAAGCUGUGCCGCACCUUCGCUUGUGAGACAAGAUCGUGACCUGCUGUGGAUUCUGCAACAUGCCCUUUCUUAGGACCACACCAGUGGCUUGCACUUAACUCCCCAGCUUAGAGCUGCAUGGAGUACUAGAGGUCCCAUUUGCCGUAGCCUUGACCUUUUCAGAGUUUUACACCUGGAUCCUUUUACACUACUAGCUGAGGUUGGUGCUCCCAGCUCAUCUUGCGUGAGGCGAGAAAAGACUCCAUAUCCAUCAACUGCAGUUACUCUGAUUGCUGAAGGGCUGACAGCUGUAUUCAUGAGGUCUUUUUAUUCCCUGGGAAUUCCAUCUCCUCUUUGGUGAUAACAGUGCCUUCUGUAUUGGGCAUAUCACAAAGCACCUCUUCGUUCCUGCUUCAUCUGGAUGGCGCAGAGCUGAGCUUCUAGUGGCAGUCAGCACCCUGAAACCUGUAUGAAAAGGAUCAACUUACCUUGGUUCCAGCAAGUGACUUUCUGAUUCAGGCAGCAGGCGUUGGGUUUUAAAUAUAGAAUGGGAGCCUCCCUUCCAGUUCAAGUCCUCAGUGAGAUUCAGGCACAACUGCCCCCUUGUUCAUGAGCAGGAAUUUUACUCUAGGGCUAAGGGCUUUUUUGGAGUGUUCGUUUUGCACCAAUGAUGGGAUGCCUCAGCAGUCUUCCUGGAGAUGGUAGCUUUUGAUGCUCACUGGUUGAGGCGUGGAAGAGAACCUCAGAAAAGACCUUGACCGCCAAAUUCGUCCUCUGGAGAUUAUCAGCUGGCUUUCUAACCGAGUCAAGUUGAUGCUUCAUGAAAUCCUUUUUGAUAAGCGCAACAAGUGCUUGAAAGAAAUUAUCCAUUUUGUUUACUAAGGAGAAUGGACAGAUUCCAUCAGCUUGCCAUCCACUUCUACUAGCUUGCUGACCAGUGUCUGGUUCUUGUGCUUGUCAAUCAGUUGGCAGAUCCUUCCUUGGACUUCUGGUUAAUAUUAAGUGAAGCAGCAGUAUUGGCUGCCAUAUUUUUCCAUUUCAUACUAGUUACAAAUCUAUCUGUUCACAGUUGGCCAUCUCAUAUUUUCUUUCUAUUUUUUCAGUAAAUAAUCAACCUCCUGGCCAGGGUAGGCCUACACAGGUGCUUUAGCUCCAAGCAAAAUAUUGCUCAAAUGUAGAUUUUUUUCCUUCUUUUUU
This is a messenger RNA of Sphaerodactylus townsendi, 2334 nucleotides long. RefSeq names its product cyclin dependent kinase 2 (gene CDK2). The transcript has 7 exons. Gene Ontology annotation, molecular function: ATP binding; cyclin binding; cyclin-dependent protein serine/threonine kinase activity. Bases 285 to 1184 code for a protein of 299 amino acids. Gene Ontology annotation, biological process: G1/S transition of mitotic cell cycle; regulation of gene expression; signal transduction. Lineage: Eukaryota; Metazoa; Chordata; Lepidosauria; Squamata; Sphaerodactylidae. Gene Ontology annotation, cellular component: cytoplasm; nucleus; cyclin-dependent protein kinase holoenzyme complex. The record is from RefSeq and is a predicted model, not a curated record.